CAUGCACCCCCCCCCGCCACACACACACACACACACACACACACACUCCAUGGGUCUCUCCCCCGCCUCAGCAACAAGAUUGAGUGUUUGGCGUUUUAUUAGGGCGGCUGAUUGGUGAAUUUCCUUUGAAUAAAUUGCAUCUGAUAUGUUUAGGGACGAGGGCAAAAUUUGCAUUUUGAGGAUUGAUACUCUCGACCCGGUCACAGGGUAAUGAGAAGGCCUCCACCCCCACCCUGAAUAAGCCCCAGAUCCUUUAAAACACAUUUAGCCCCGCUCUUCCUGACCAGCUGAAUAGAAUCUUUUUUAAAAAACUAGAAAUACCACAGAUGUUUGCUGUUUUUUUUUCUUGCGUUUUAUGAAACAGAUUCAGAUUUUUUUGUUUUCAGACAUUUGCUUUAAUUGUGUUGUCUUACGAAAGGUAAUAACAUCCAGUCAGCAAAUACAUAUUUUUAAUUCAGUUACAAUUAUUAACCUUUUCACCCUGAGAUUUUUUUUUUCAUCUCAAUUGAAAAUACCUGGGAAAACACAGCAUUGCCUUUUAUAUAAACAUCCGUUAGGGAGUGAAAAUAUGCAGAAAUGACGUUUAUUGAUGCCUAAACACGGUAGAAAGAUGAAAAAGCUACAGAGACUGUUUUUUGGGGGGGUUUUUUUGCACAUAAAAUCAAAUAAGCUGCAAAGCGUAAAUGUGAUCUGCCGCCUUUGCGAAUCAGGCGAUAUAUUACAGAACAGACAAAUAAACGGGUAUUAUCUUCUUAAAGUGUCGCUGAAAAGAAAGCUUGAAAAAUCGUCGACUAAAUGUUGUAGGGUUAAUCAAAUACGCCGAAGAAUCCUUACUUUCAUAGUCUUUGUUUUUCAAAAACUGUAAAAAGGACAAGUGGGGUAGAAAGCAAAAUUCGCCUCAUACAUUUUCCGGCCUAAAUAUAAAAAAUCACCGACCUACUUUAAAUAGACAUAACAUAAGAAAGAUGUGCCUAGAUGGUCUGUUUGGAGAGUUGUCCUAGAAAUGGGCUCAAAAUGUAAACAAGCACAAGUAGCUAUUGAUUUCCAGAUCAGAUUCUUGGGCUUCACAAUUUAUCACAAUUAUGAAACAAUUAGCAGAGAGUAAAACAGAAUGGACGACACACAUUUUACGUUUAAAACAUAUUUACUUUUAAUAUCACGAAAUCACAGUCAUACUUAUAUCACCAGGAAAGGAUAAACAAAACCACAUCAUAGAACAUUCUUUAUUGCAACAUUAACAUGGAAUGAAUGGAAAAGGAAUGCUUAAUUCCACAUAAAAAAAAAAGAAGUAAUUAUUCUUAUUUAGGUAUUUUUAUGAAUUAAAAUUAAUUGCAUAUAACACCGUUAGUGACUAUUUGGGCGUUUUAUGACCAAUUUAAAUGUUCAUUUUGUCCAAAUAUGUUUCAUAAUAAUUUUGAGAAGCUGUAGUUGGGCAAAAAAAAAAAAAAGUUUUAUCCGGUCUAAAUUCAAAAUUAAAGUGUCCUUAAUGAGUUAGUGGUAUCUAGUUGCUCCACGUCUUGUAAUUGUACACACACACAUCCUAAAAUGGAUGAUUAGUUCAUUAGUUUCAAUGCAUAAUGCGGAUUAUGUGGAUUCCCAUAAACGUCAUAUACGGUCAAAUGUAUUUUAUCAUCAAAAUAUCAGUUCAUGAUUGAUGGAUUUGAUAUUUUCUGUAUUUUUGCUUUUGCAGAAUCGUUUGCACCCAAGAUGACUUGCGCUGUUUAAAGAGAAGAAACAAACAAACAAAAAAUACGUCUUUUGUUCAACUUUUUAGAAACGUUCAGCGCGUCCAAUCAAAACUAGCAGCUGUAGAAAGACGCCAGUUACUCUAAUGGCUAAUUGUUGCUGCAAUAACCACGCUGUGAAAACGUCAUAACGCCAUGCAUACCGCGCACCAAACGAUUAUAUUACCAAUGCCAGCCCGAGCCACAAUGUUUCUUUAAAGACGUGAAUUGGGCAUGUUUCUAUGGCAUUUCUUGAUUUUUUUCUUGCUCAUGCAGACAGAAGACCUUGUGGGAGCCAUACACAAUCUGUCACCAUCAUCUCAAAGCACUUCUCUGAUAAUCCAAAUUUACUGUAUACUGUCAACUUGAUAUAUAUGGGCUGACUCGACCUUCACUUCGCAGUGUGUAUGCGUCCGGAAAGCCAACACCUCGAACCCAUUCACUGUGAAAGCUGAAAUUUCAACUCAAGCCUGUUGCGGUUUCAGGCGUGAUUUUCAGUUUUAAAUCUUGUGGAAAAUUGCGCGGAUAACGAGCGUGUUCUCACACGCUUUCGUCGGGUUUCAUUGGGACUGAAAGUAGAUCAGUUUUCUUUUCUUGCAUUUUGGCACAAAUGUCUCCAGGAGCCAAUGCGCGCAGGCCUGAAGUAGAUAACAGGAGUAAUCUGAAGCUGUGCAUUCGAACGCUUUUCUAAUAAUGACGUUUUUAAAAAAAAAAAUAAAAAAAAAGGUGUCCGAGGUUUAUAGCAGCAACAAGUAGAAUCAUCUGUAAAACUCGCAGCCGCUCUUAUCCUUGUCGGCUUAAUUUACUGUAAGUGGAUAACGGCUUAGCUGACCAGCUCUAUAUUUAUGCUGGACCCGUGUUAGAAUAGAAAGCCAGCAGAGUGUGAAUUUAGAUAUCAUGUGUAGCCUUCUUACCCGCCGACAUUAUGUUGACACAUUGCCUCUCAGGUGGUCUCUGCGGCCGUGUAGGACACAGUGAAUCUCCAGUAUGCCAUUUGCAAUGAGUUAGGAUGGAUACUUAACCAGCUCUGGCUCAGUGCGCACAGGCCUGGCUGUUCUCAGGCGCUCUAUUCCAACAGUCUGCAACUUUUGUGAAGAUAAGGACUCUGGAAAAUAUCAGAAAACUCUUCAUUCACAUGCAGUCCAUAUCCUCACGUCUGAACGUAUAAGUAUUUUUGCAAACGUGUUACCAAGAAAUCCCUCGAGGAACCCCCUUGUGUGUUGAAGUGCGCGCCCCCUGAAGAGCUAAAGAGAGCCUUGCAAAACUGAAGUCCAAGUCCGGGGUGAACCCCAGGUCACCGCGUCUAACAGAUAUGAAAAUGUCGCCUCUUUGGGAAAAAAAAGAGGGGGCAACGCCUUGUUGUUUAACAAAGACUGUCAAUGGGCAAGAUUAAUCAGAAACAAAAUGGAAACGGUGUCACCUCGGGGUCAGGCAGAAGUUAUCUCUGUGUAGGGGAGCGUCAAAGAAAAAAAAAAGAAUAGGAGAGAGGCUGAGCAGCAGCAGCAGAACAGAAAAAAAAUAGGGAGAGAAAAAGAGAAAAAAGAAAAGAAAGCUUUCAGUAUUUCCGCAACUUUUGUGGGCCCCUUCUGGUUCUCUCUUGCAGAGGCCUUGUCGAGGUGGACCAGAUCCGAGAGGAGCUGCUGCUGUUGCUGCAUCCUCGAGGAGCACGGAUACAGAGGGUCAUCUCGGAUAAGGAGCGGAAACUGGACGUGAACAUGAUGGCUGAUGGCGAACAGCACGAAAUCCGGCCGAGUAACUUCAGGCCCGGUCUCGGAAACACCCUGAGCUGCCUUCGGUUCACCCGAGGAGGCCAUUGGCGGAGAGGCGUCACGUGACCACGGGGUGCCAAUGUUAUUCUACGAGGGUGUCAAGACCCUGUCAGUUUCUGAAAUAAAUAUUGGGAAACGGCGAGAUGCAAAAGGCGACCUACUACGACAGCUCCGCAAUUUACAGUGGCUACCCGUAUCAAAGCGCAAAUGGCUUCGGUUAUGAUGCCAAUCAGGUCCAAUAUCCCAGGGCCUCUCAUGUGGAAAGCGAGUACCAUCGACCCGCCUGCUCCCUGCAGUCUCCCGGCGGCGGCUCUGUUGCUCUGCAGAAGCCAGGGGAGAUGGUGGCGGAGGGCUGCGACAGGGCCAUUCAGGCGGCGCAGGCCAAGGUUCUCCCCGAAAGCAAUCAUCAAGCGCCGGUGCCGGUGUCAGGCCCACCGCCUCCCCCUUCGCUGUCCCCCGGCGGAGUCGGCCAAGAUGCGAGCAAUGGCUCCGGCCAGACCGGCGCAGCCAAGAACGGCUCCCCGACCUCCGGUACCCGCAGCAAACAGAUCUUCCCCUGGAUGAAGGAGUCCCGUCAGAACACCAAGCAGAAACCCGCCAGUAGCUCCAGUUCAGUGGAGAGUUGCCCAGGAGACAAGAGUCCCCCGGGGUCAGCAGCAUCAAAGAGGGCCCGGACAGCUUACACCAGCGCGCAGCUCGUGGAGCUGGAGAAGGAGUUCCACUUCAACCGGUACCUGUGCAGGCCCAGGAGGGUGGAGAUGGCCAACCUGCUUAACCUCACGGAGAGACAGAUCAAAAUCUGGUUCCAAAACCGACGGAUGAAGUACAAAAAGGAUCAGAAGGGCGUCGGGAUGAUGCCGUCUCCUGGCGGACAGUCUCCCCGGAGCCCAGUAGGCCCACCGUCCGGUGGGGGCGGCGGUGGAGGGAGCGGAUACCUCAACUCUAUGCAUUCUCUCGUUAACAGUGUACCGUACGAGUCCCAGUCUCCAACCUCUUACAAUAAAACUCAUCAAAAUGCGUACGGUAUGGCUACGUCAUAUCCCCCUCCUCUGAGCAACUCCCUCAACAGCUGCCCACCCCCCCAGAAGAGGUACCCUGGGACGGACUCGGCCACGCCCGAGUAUGACGCGCACCACCCACUGCACGGCAACGGCAACUAUGGCACGCACAUGCAGAGCAGCCCCGUCUACGUCGGCGGAGGCUACAUCGACUCUGUGCCCAGCUCCGGGGCCUCAGUUUUCGGUCUCACCCACCUCCCUCACCCGCCUCCUCCGUCCGCGAGCAUGGAGUACAACGGGGCGAUUACGAUGGGCAACAGCGGCGGUCAGCAUCACGGCGUGUGUGAUGCGACGCCGACGUACACAGACCUAACGCCGCACUACUCUCAGGGAAGAAUCCAGGAAGCGCCCAAACUGACGCAUCUGUAGCAUGCGGCGCAAGCCUGGAUCACUCCGCCCCAUUGUCUCGUCCAAGCUCCAGACAUAUCCCCCUGCUUUGUUUCUGCGCCUCCUCAUGGCUCCCGCCUUCUCCUUUUGCCUUUUUUUGUUUGUUUGUGUUCUCUAUAGUUUCAUGUGUGAAGUAGCGUAGGACAAAUAAUCACGACUUGCUUGAAUUUUCCUCUAUUUGCUUGUGUCAUUGUCUCACCAAGACAUUUAUGUACCAUAGAGUGUCUAUAGAGCCGAACGGAGGGAGGGAAGAAGGGCAUAGCAUAUCCAUAGGCUUAUUUAAUCUUUUCCUUUUUUUUUGAAACGUCUUUUUAAAAAUCUCAAACAGGGUAUUAUGAACACAUGUUAUUCAUUUUCAAUGUGAAACUGUCCGUCUUUAUUUAUCCGCAAUUGAAGAAUGAUGUUUUUUUUUUUUUGUUUUUUUUUUGCAUUCUGUUGCACUUGUGUACAAAAAGAACAUUAAGAGCCAGGAGCUGGGAAUGUGAGGAGAUUACAUUUAAAACAAAGGGUCAUGAACUUGCACAGCCUCCCCUUUUGCUUCUGUUUUGUUCCAUUGGUCUUUUUAAAUGUUAUUUAUUCAGACUCCAAUAGUAUUAUUUGACGCCCCUCCAUCUCUGUCUGCAAGGGGAGAAGGUUGGUGGAGAAACUAGCGCCAUGUUCGGCCCAUAUAUGCAGCCAUGUCACUUAGAUUGCAGGUUUUCCAAUUUGUUUCUUUCUUAGUAUUAUUAUUAUUAUUCGAGGAGGUGUUUCUGUUUUGUCAGCGAAUGAAAAAAGAAACCAAUCAGUCAUGCAAUAAGGGUGGAAAGAAGGACACACGUUUGCAGUUUCUUUAUUGAAUAAAAAGCAAAACACAUCAUCA
Molecule: messenger RNA, 5797 nt
Organism: Xiphophorus hellerii (green swordtail)
Lineage: Eukaryota; Metazoa; Chordata; Actinopteri; Cyprinodontiformes; Poeciliidae
Gene: hoxa3a
Product: homeobox A3a
Exons: 4
Coding region: 3637-4920 (427 amino acids)
Biological process (GO): embryonic skeletal system morphogenesis; anterior/posterior pattern specification; regulation of transcription by RNA polymerase II
Cellular component (GO): nucleus
Molecular function (GO): RNA polymerase II cis-regulatory region sequence-specific DNA binding; DNA-binding transcription factor activity, RNA polymerase II-specific
Source: RefSeq, a predicted model, not a curated record